CAAUUUUGACAGGAGUUUUAUUAACCCGGAAAUACAGCAGAACAGUUGCUCUCCUAACCCAGCUUUAAGAUGGCUUUCGGAACUGGACGUGCUAUCAACUACCUUCAGAGCAUAUUGUUUGAACAAUGGUCCUAAUCGGAUGGUGUGCGGAAAUUAGACCGGACUUGAAGGGCUUUUGUCCUCCGUGAGGGGGUGUCCGUCUCGACGACACCGUCAGUUUCCCUUCGGCAUUCUGCACAGCGCUCGUUACCAGUCUGUGACACUGGCUGUCGUUUUCAGUUUGUAAAUAUUACCCUAUCUCCGAUCAGAUUAUAUCUUCAUCACAGCUUCUGUUAAAAUGGCCACCAUGGAGAAGCUAAUGAAAGCGUUUGAGUCGCUAAAAUCAUUCCAGCAGCAGCAAGGCCCGCUGUCGGCCGAGGAGCUCGUCCAGAAACAGAAAAAAGACCUUGCUACAACCAAAAAGGACAGAGUGACUCAUUGCCUGACGAUAUGUGAAAACAUUGUGGCACAGUCGCUGAGGACGUCUCCAGAGUUCCAGAAACUUCUUGGAAUUGCCAUGGAAAUGUUCUUGCUGUGCAGCGAUGACAAAGAGUCUGACGUCAGGAUGGUGGCCGAUGAGUGCCUCAACAAAAUCAUCAAAGCAUUGAUGGAUUCCAACUUGCCUAGACUACAACUUGAACUGUAUAAAGAGAUUAAAAAGAACGCUGCCUCUCGGAGUCUGCGGGCAGCCCUGUGGAGGUUUGCAGAGCUUGCUCACCUGGUGCGUCCACAGAAAUGCAGGCCGUACCUUGUGAACCUGCUACCAUGUUUGACACGAAUCACAAAACGUCAAGAAGAGACUGUGCAGGAAACUCUCUCUUCUUCAAUUCCUAAAAUCAUGGCUGCCCUCGGACACUUUGCCAAUGAUGGAGAGAUUAAGAUGCUGCUAAAGGCCUUUGUCGCCAAUCUGAAGUCCAGUUCUCCCACUAUUCGACGAACAGCGGCCAGCUCGGCUGUCAGUGUGUGUCAACACUCACGCAGAACACACUACUUCUACACCUGGCUCCUCAACGUGCUCCUCGGUUUGGUAGUACCGGUGGAUGAGGAGCAUUCCAGUCACCUGAUUCUGGGUGUAUUACUGACACUGCGCUACUUGAUGCCUCUUAUCCAGCAGCAGACUCCUAGCACCAGUCUGAAGGGCAGCUUUGGGCUUGUCCGGAAAGAGGCCGACGUCACGCCUGCACCUGAACAGCUCAUUCAGGUUUAUGAACUGACCCUGCACUACACACAGCACUGGGAUCACAAUGUGGUGACUGCAUCUCUGGAGCUUCUGCAGCAGAUGUUUCGCACCCCUCCACCCGAGCUCCUGAACGUACUGAUCACGCGAGGCAAAAUAACACACACCAGUGUCUUCAGAGAAGAGGUGGAGAGCCGUGCACGCAGUGGCAGCAUCCUCGAGCUUAUUGCCGGCGGGUCAACAUGCAGUCCUCUCCUUCUCAGGAAGCAGAAAGGCAAACUGUUGUCAGGUGAAGAAGAGGGUUUGGAGGAUGAUCCUGAGAGGGCAGAGGUUACCACAGGAUCCUUCACUGCCUCUGUCGGUGGUGACAGCUCCAGUGAAGCUCCCUCCUCAUCAGGUGUUUCGUCUCUCGGCACGUCUGACAUCAUCACUGAGCAGCCACGCUCCUCCCAGCAUGCCUUGCAGCCUGGUGACUCGGUGGACCUGAGUGCAUCAGAGCAGGGAGUCGGGCCUGAUACUCCAGAUGAGGAAGACGAGGAAGACAUGCUAAGCCGUAGCUCAAGCGGAGGCGCCGGGCUUGUCAGCACAUCCGGCGACCUGGUAACCGAUGCCAACCAGAUGUCAGCCGGAGCCGUGUCUUCAUCUCCCCCUAGCGAGAGUUCUCAGACGACUACGGAGGGGCCGGACUCCGCCGUGACGCCUUCUGACUGCGCAGAGCUCGUAAGUGUCACCAGCACCAGCAGACGCUAUCGGAAAUAUUCACCACCUUCCCCAACUCUAACAGAAGGGCCGGACACGCAAUCGGAAAGCGGCUCAUCCGUCUACAGGCCGUCCUCUUCUUCCACCUCCUCUACCUCGUCUUCUUCCUCCACCUUUUCUGCCAUCUCUUCCUCUAGCAGUAGUGACCAGGUGCUGGAUGGCAGUGAGAGUCAGUACUCAGGGAUGCAGAUCGGCACACUGCAGGAUGAGGAGGAGGAGGGCUCGGCUCCACCACCUGACAAGCCUCCAGAACCUUUCUCUCAGUCAGCACUGGCUUUAAGUAAGCCCCAUCUGCUGGAGGGAAAAGGUCACAACAGGCAGUCAUCUGACAGCAGUGUGGAUCGAUUCAUACCAAAGGAAGAGGUUCUGGAGCCUGCAGAACUCGACAACAAGCCAUCGAGGAUUAAAGGAGAUAUUGGUCACUAUACUGACCCAAAGGAAGAGCCUCUGAUGCACUGUGUCCGGCUGUUGGCUGCGUCAUUCCUGCUCACUGGCCAAAGAAACGGGCUGGUUCCCGAUAAUGAGGUGCGUGUGAGCGUGAAGGCGUUAGCUGUUAGCUGUGUUGGGGCAGCAGCAGCUCUUCUACCUGAAGCCUUCUUCAACCUGCUCUAUCUGCAGCCACUGGAUGGACAACAAACAGAAGAGCAACAGUACAUUAGCGAUAUACUGCAGUACAUUGAACAUGGAGACCAUCAGAUCAGAGGAGCCACAGCCAUCCUGUGUGGAGCUUUAAUUCAAGCCAUUCAGCUCAAAACGCGCUACAACACGGAGACAUGGCUGUCCCAGAUCCAAAGCGUCACAGGAAGCUCUGUGACGCUGGAAAACUUUGUGCCUCUGCUGCAGAGGAGUCUAAAAGACGAAUCUUCAGUCACCUGUAAAAUGGCCUGUGCUGCUGUCAGGCACUGUAUCAUGGCGUUGUGCAAUGGAAGUCUUAGUGAACUUGGCCUUCAGCUGCUCAUUGAUCUGCUGACCCUGAAGAACUGCUCCUAUUGGCUGGUUCGCACUGAGCUCUUAGAGACGCUUGCGGAAAUCGAUUUUCGGUUAAUAAGUUUUCUGGAGAGGAAAACUGAGAAGUUGCACAAAGGAGAGCAUCACUAUACUGGGCUGUUGAGGCUGCAGGACAGAGUUCUGAAUGACGUUGUGCUUUAUCUACUGGGCGAUGAGGACCCGCGUGUGAGACAUGUGGCAGCAAACACCAUUGGCAGGCUGGUGCCAAGGCUGUUCUUCGACUGCGACCAGGGCCAGACAGACCCGGUUGUGGCCAUCGCUCGAGAUCAGAGUAGCGUUCACCUGCAACUGCUAAUGCAUGAGACCCAGCCUCCGUCACAGUUUACUGUCAGCACUAUCACACGAACAUACCGUGGCUUCAAUCUGUGUCAGAGCGCGCCGGAUGUUACUGUGGAGAACAACCUGUCGCGGGUCAUCACUGCCAUCUCUCAUGCCCUCACCUCCUCCACUUCCAGAGCCAUGACAUUUGGCUGUUGUGAGGCUCUGUGCCUUUUGUCCAGCACCUUCCCAGUCUGCAACUGGAGCACAGGCUGGCACUGUGGCUUUGUGAGCUCUUCCGUCUUUCAUCUGAACCGCUCCAGCCAGUACCGCAGCCGAGGACGCUCCUUUAGUCUGUCUCAGUCUGGCAGUAAUGAGGAGGUGCGCAGGUCUCUGACAGUCGGUGUGGCCAGUAUGGUUUUGUCUCUCAUCUCCUCUGCUUGGUUCCCUCUUGAUCUCUCUGCCCAUCAGGCUGCUCUGCUACUGGCCGGAAACCUGCUCGCUGCUGUUGCACCCAAGUGCAUGAAGAGUCCAUGGGCAGGUGAGGAGGAGUCUAGCCCCGCCUCCUCAAAGGUGGAGGAGCCGUGGCCUGCUCUCAACGACCGCUCUCUGGUUGUUAUGGUGGAGCAGCUGUUCUCACAUCUGCUGAAGAUCCUCAACAUCUGCGCUCAUGUGCUUGACGACACUCCACCCGGUCCUGCGGUCAAGGCUUCUUUACCUUCAUUGGCCAACACUCCAUCUCUCAGUCCAAUCAGACGGAAGGGUAAGGAGAAGGACAUGAUGGAGGCAGGCACCACCCCUAUGAGCCCAAAGAAAGGCGGAGAGAGCAACACAGGCAGAGCAGCGGACAGCACGGCAACAGCAGCAGUUAACAAAUCCACCACUCUGGGCAGCUUUUACCACCUCCCUCCUUACCUGAAGCUUUAUGAUGCACUGAGAGCCACACAUGCAAACUAUAAAGUCACUUUAGACCUUCACAACCCCAAUGAGAAGUUUGGGGGUUUCUUGAGGUCGGCUCUUGAUGUGCUCUCUCAGCUGCUUGAGUUGGCCACCCUUCACGAUAUUGGCAAAUGUGUUGAAGAGAUCCUGGGUUAUCUAAAGUCCUGUUUCUCAAGGGAACCCACUAUGGCCACUGUGUGUGUUCAGCAGCUUUUGAAAGCGUUGUUUGGGACAAAUCUUGCGUCUCAGUAUGAGGGGGCUUCAUCAAACCCAUGUCGGUCCCAAGGUAAAGCCCUGCGGCUGGGCUCAAGCAGCGUUAGACCCGGACUCUACCAUUACUGCUUCAUGGCUCCAUACACUCACUUCACCCAGGCCCUUGCUGAUGCCAGUCUCAGAAACAUGGUGCAAGCUGAACAAGAACAGGACGCCUCUGGGUGGUUUGACGUCAUGCAAAAAGUCUCUAACCAGCUGAGGUCAAGUAUCACCAAUGUCACUCGCCAUCGAGGAGAUAAGAAUGCCAUUCAUAAUCACAUCCGUUUGUUUGAGCCACUGGUGAUAAAAGCUCUGAAACAAUACACCACCAGCACCUCAGUGGCCCUGCAGAGACAAGUGCUGGAUCUACUCGCACAACUCGUUCAGCUGCGGGUCAACUACUGUUUACUCGACUCAGACCAGGUAUUCAUUGGUUUCGUGCUGAAGCAGUUUGAGUAUAUUGAAGUGGGCCAGUUCAGGGACUCUGAAGAGAUUGUGCCCAACAUUUUCUUCUUCCUGGUUCUGCUGUCCUAUGAGCGCUACCACUCAAAACAGAUCAUCAGCAUCCCAAAGAUCAUUCAACUGUGUGACGGCAUCAUGGCCAGUGGCAGAAAGGCAGUAACACACGCAAUCCCUGCUCUCCAGCCUAUAGUGCAUGACCUGUUUGUGCUGAGAGGCUCCAAUAAAGCAGAUGCAGGGAAAGAGCUAGAAACUCAGAAGGAAGUGGUGGUGUCGAUGCUGCUGCGCCUCAUACAGCACCAUCAGGUGCUGGAGAUGUUUAUUCUGGUCCUCCAGCAGUGCCAUAAAGAGAAUGAGGAUAAGUGGAAGAGACUUUCGCGACAGGUCGCUGACAUCAUCCUGCCAAUGAUCGCAAAACAACAAAUGCAUCUGGAUUCCCAUGAGGCACUGGGUGUGUUAAACACACUGUUUGAGUCUGUAGCUCCAUCCUCUCUGCGGCCUGUGGAUAUGCUGCUGAAGAGCAUGUUCAUCACACCAUCUACUCUAGCAUCAGUUGGUACAGUGCAAUUGUGGGUGUCUGGGAUUCUGGCCAUCCUGCGUGUGCUCAUCUCCCAGUCCACCGAGGACAUCAUUCUGUCCCGAAUUCAGGAGCUUUCACUGUCUCCGUACCUGCUCUCCUGUCCAACCAUCCGUCGACUGUGUGACGAUGAUGUGCCCGCUCCUCCUGAAACUCUGCCUGUUGCCAUGGAGGAUGCCAACGGAGAGACACCGCGCUUCCCUCCUGAGGAAACCUUCGCUAGGUUCUUACUGCAGUUAGUGGGGGUGUUGCUGGAUGAUAUCGCCAAUAAGCAGGUGAAAGUGGACAUGAGUGAGCAGCAGCACACUUUCUACUGUCAGCAGCUCGGCACGCUGCUCAUGUGUCUGAUACACAUCUUCAAAUCAGGAAUGUUUCGGCGUAUCACAGCAGCGGGCAGCAAAUUGCUGAAGGCAGAGGGAGGAGAGGGGGGAGAUUUUUACACCCUGGAGGGUCUGAACAGCCUGGUUCUCCAGCUCAUCACCACACACCCGUCUCUGGUGCUGCUGUGGUGUCAGGUCCUGCUCAUCAUCAACUACACCAACUACACCUGGUGGUCAGAGGUGCACCAGACGCCCAGGAGACACAGUCUGUCCAGCACUAAGCUGUUGAGUCCACACUCGUCUGGAGAGGAGGAGAGGCCCGAGGGAAAGCUGACCAUGUGCAAUAGAGAGAUCGUCCGCCGAGGAGCUCUUAUCCUCUUUUGUGAUUACGUGUGUCAAAACCUGCAUGACUCUGAGCACCUGACGUGGCUGACGGUGAAUCAUGUGAGCGAUCUGAUCAGUCUUUCCCAUGAGCCUCCUGUUCAGGAUCUCAUCAGUGCCGUGCACCGAAAUUCAGCAGCCAGCGGGCUCUUCAUACAGGCCAUACAAUCGCGCUGCGACAACCUUUGCACUCCGGUGAUGCUGAAGAAGACCCUGCAGUGUCUGGAGGGCAUUCAUCUCAGUCAGUCCGGGGCUCUGCUAAUGCUGUACGUGGACAAACUCCUGAACACGCCGUUCCGUGUGCUUGCCCGCAUGGUGGACACUCUGGCCUGCAGACGUGUGGAGAUGCUGCUCGCUGAGACCCUGCAGAAUAGUAUCGCUCAGCUUCCUCUGGAGGAGCUGGACAGGAUUCAGCAGUACCUGCAGACCAGUGGUCUCGCACAAAGGCAUCAGCGGUUCUUCUCCCUGCUGGACAGGUUCAGAGCCACUGUUGCUGAAGACACCACAAGCCCUGUCGCCCCCAUCACUACACACCCACUGGAUGGAGAUCCUCCCCCUCCACCUGAAAAUGUGGAACCCAAUAAGGAGUGGUAUGUUACUCUGGUGAAAUCCCAGUGUUGUUUGAGAGGCGAAGGAGCUCUAUAUGAAACUACAGAGCUGCUGACCAAACUUCCCCAAUCUGACCUAAACGCCAUCAUGACCUGCAAGGACUUCAACCUGUGUCUGCUGGCAUCAUGUCUUAGUGUUGGGGUGCAGAGGGUGUGUAAGGAUCAUGGGGCGGUAUUAUUUGACACCGCUCAACAGGUGACCUUCGAGCGAUUGGCUGGUGUCAUAGAGCUCCUCCCCUCACCUCAUCAGCCCCUCCUCCCUUCAUCUAAAGUAUGUCCGGACUACUGGCAGAAGCUGAAUCAAGUAUAUGGUGAGCCUGGGUUUUAUCAGACUGUGUUGAGUCUGUGUGGCGUGUUGAGUCAGUACCUGCUGUCUCUGUCCAAACUGCCAUCCUCAAUGCACAUUCCCAAAGACAGAGAGACACUCAUUACCACCUUCAGCACCCUCGCUAUAGAGGUGGUGGUUUGGCGUUUGCUGCAGGAUCAGCUGCCUCAGAGUGUUGACAUGCAGAUGAGUCUGUCGUGUCUGUGUUUGGCUCUCCAGCAGCCGGCGGUGUGGACACACUUCACCUCUCACUCCUACCUCACACACACCUGCUCCAUCAUCCAUUGCAUACAGCUCCUCAUCCAUGCAGUCGCUGUUGGUCCUGGUGACCAGUUUCUAAGACCAGAGCGGAAAAUAUCAGAACAGUCAGAAGACCAGGUGGACUCUUCGGAUAACCAGCGUGAAUGGCAUUGUUGUGAGAUCAUGGCUGAGCUGGUUGAAGGUCUGCAGACUGUCCUGACUCUAGGUCACCACAAAAACAAGAACAUCCCAGCGUUUCUUACACCCACCCUACGAAACGUCAUCAUUAGUCUGGCCAGGCUGCCCCUUGUGAACAGCUACACCCGAAUCCCACCACUGGUCUGGAAGCUGGGCUGGUCCCCCAAGCUGAGUGGAGAAUUUGGCACAGCUUUGCCAGAGAUCCCGGUAGAGUUCCUGCAGGAGAAGGAUGUGUUCAGAGAGUUCCUCUACCGCAUUAACACUCUGGGUUGGAGCAGUCGAACCCAGUUUGAGGAGACGUGGGCCACGCUGUUGGGAGUGCUGGUCACUCAGCCAAUCACGAUGGACCAAGAGGAGGAAACCCAGCAGGAGGAGGAUCUGGAGAGGACUCAGAUAAAUGUACUGGCAGUUCAGGCCAUCACCUCUCUGGUACUAAGUGCCAUGACUCUACCGACAGCUGGAAAUCCAGCCGUCAGCUGUCCUGAACAGCAACCCCGCAACAAAAUCCUUAAAGCUCUGGACACCAGGUUUGGCCGGAAGUUGAGUGUGAUUAGAGGUAUGGUUGAGCGUGAGAUUCAGGCCAUGGUGUCAAAGAGAGACAACAUUGCCACACAUUUUCCUUAUCAAGCCUGGGACCCUGUGCCAUCACUAUCAUCCUCAACAGCAGGCACACUCAUCAGCCAUGAGAAACUCCUCCUGCAGAUUAACACAGAGAGGGAGAUGGGCAACAUGGACUACAAACUGGGUCAAGUGUCGAUUCAUUCAGUGUGGUUAGGAAACAACAUCACACCUCUGAGGGAGGAGGAAUGGGGUGAGGAUGAGGAAGAUGAAGCAGAUGCUCCAGCUCCAGCCUCACCACAAUUAUCACCAAUCAACUCUAGGAAGCACCGUGCUGGGGUUGACAUCCACUCCUGCUCUCAGUUCCUCCUGGAGCUCUACAGUCAGUGGAUUCUCCCUGGCAGCCCCAGCAGCAGGAAGACUCCUGUCGUGCUCAUCAGUGAGGUGGUCAGAUCGCUGCUGGCAGUGUCUGAUCUCUUCACCGAGAGGAAUCAGUUUGAUAUGAUGUUCUCCACACUGACUGAACUGCAGAAGGUGCAUCCACCAGAAGAUGAGAUCCUCAACCAAUACCUUGUUCCAGCAAUCUGUAAAGCAGCAGCAGUGCUUGGCAUGGAUAAAGCCAUUGCAGAGCCUGUUUGCCGUCUGCUGGAGAGCACGUUACGCAGCACUCAUCUGCCCAGUCGAAUCGGGGCUCUUCAUGGAGUUCUGUAUGUGCUGGAGUGUGACCUACUGGACGAUACAGCGCGACAGCUUAUACCGACUGUCAGUGAAUACCUGCUGUCUAACCUUAAAGCUUUAGCACACUGUGUAAAUCUGCACAACCAGCAGCAUGUGUUGGUGAUGUGCGCCGUGGCUUUCUACAUGAUGGAGAACUACCCGCUGGAUGUUGGCUCUGAGUUCAACGCCGGCAUCAUUCAGCUGUGCUGCAUGAUUCUGUCCGCGAGCGAGGAGGCCACACCGUCCAUCAUCUACCACUGCGUCCUGCGAGGUCUGGAGCGGCUGCUUCUGUCUGAGCAGCUUUCACGCAUGGAUGCAGAGACACUGGUCAAGCUCAGCGUUGACCGCGUGAACAUGCCCAGUCCACACCGCGCCAUGGCUGCCCUGGGUCUCAUGCUCACCUGCAUGUACACAGGUGUGGCUGGAGAGGAAGGAAAGGAGAAGGGAAGUCCUGGACGUCCUGCUGAUGCAGACCCCACAGCUCCUGACAGCGAGUCAGUCAUCGUCGCAAUGGAGCGUGUAUCUGUUCUGUUUGACAGGAUUCGCAAAGGUUUUCCGAGUGAGGCACGUGUUGUGGCCAGGAUCCUUCCUCAGUUCCUGGAUGACUUUUUCCCACUGCAGGAUGUUAUGAACAAAGUCAUUGGGGAGUUCCUGUCCAAUCAGCAGCCUUACCCACAGUUCAUGGCUACAGUGGUCUACAAGGUGUUUCAGACGCUUCAUGCCACUGGUCAGUCCUCCAUGGUCCGGGAUUGGGUCCUGCUCUCACUGUCCAAUUUCACACAGAGAACGCCUGUCGCCAUGGCCAUGUGGAGCCUGUCCUGUUUCUUUGUCAGUGCCUCGACCAGCCAGUGGAUCUCUGCCCUCCUGCCUCAUGUCAUCAGCCGCAUGGGGAAAUCUGACACGGUGGACAUUAGCCUCUUUUGCUUGGUCGCUAUGGACUUCUACCGACAUCAGAUCGAUGAGGAGUUAGACCGCAGGGCCUUCCAGUCUGUCUUUGAGAUGGUGGCUUCCCCUGGUAGUCCGUAUUACCAACUACUGUGCUGUUUGCAGAGCAUUCACCAAGACACGUCUCUAUAGAACAGACCAAAAAAAAAAAAAAAGAUCAGUAGGAUCACCAUGGCAAAUUAAGCAUCAAAAUGAAGGUAAUAUAACACCCAAGCAGAAGACAUACACUCACCAGGAUGCAUGACAGACUUUGGAUUGGAUUUACAGAGUGGAAUCGGUUGCUAUGAUACUCUCCGAGAUUGCUCCAAAUAGUUCAUAGUUAUUAGAGACAGUGGGACCAAUCCAAGCAAAACUGCACUUUCACUAGUCUGUGGCCACAACGCACCAAUGAACAUCAUUUAUCUGUAAUUAAAAAUAUAAGAAAAGCAGCACUACAUUCAGAAUAUUCAACUGCUAUCACAGUAUGUGCACCUGGCCACUGAAGCGUUUUUCCUGAGCUGAGUUAAGUACAGGAUAGGCAUGCAAUGAGUGUAUGUUUUACGCUCAUUGUUUUUCAAAACUUUCAACAGUCAGAGAAGCGAUGGGCGUUUUUAGAACAUCGCUCGUGUUUCUGCAGCACAAAAACGCUUCUGUGGACAUGCGUCCCAAGUCAUUCACACAGUCUAUAUGGAUGUUUUAAGUGUAUAAAUUCUCUUCAUGUGGUAGCAGAGAAUGUUAAACUGUGGCUAAACUGCAGAGUCUCCAUCUUUAGAAAUGUAAUGCAGUGAAUUUUCAGCUGUAACCAAUCUGAUUAAAGAAGAUAUUGACAUUUCUUAAAAACAUCAUACAGACGCUAGUUAAAAGUGUCCUGCGCUUUUGGACUUCCGCAGAUACAGCAUUAGAUACUUUAGUCCUCAGAAAUAGAGUAACUCCAUGUUACUUGUCAUCCGAUUUCGCUAAGAUCAGUACAACAGCCAUUUCUGCCCUACUGUCUACACUUCCAGGACCCUCAGUUUGAAGUCAUUCCUUUUGCAUGGGCGACACAUUGCUUUGCUCUGCGUUUGCUGACACUUGAAGUGAAAAAGGAUUGUAAAUUGAAUUUGUAAAUCCCCUCUAAUGCAGAAAAGUAUUGGUAAGAUUAAAUUUUUGUGUAUUUAAAUGUAAAAUGCGUUUGACUUACUGUACUAAGCAGGGUGAAUUACCUGAAACAAAGUUUAUUUUUCCUCUUAAAAUUAAGUUGUCUAUAUUUGUUGUUUUAAUUUUUUUUUAAGAUGGAGAAUCAAAAACAGAAUCUCUAAAGUCCUUUUGUAUGGACUUUGAAAUAGCCAUAGCAGUUAGACGUUUUUAAUCGAUGGUUUCUCCAAUCUUCAUACUGUGCCCCUCGGAACACAUCUUCAGUUCUUUGUUCGGUUUCUUUUAAAAGCUCAGGACGUGAGAUAUGACUAUUGAUCUAGUGUAAUGACUGGAAUUAUGUAUUUUAAUCUAUAGAGUGUUUACAUCAAUGUACAAUUUGUGUAAAAGAAAUAAUAUUUGUGAUUAAACGAAUAAACUGUGGUGCAUGACAACAUC
Molecule: messenger RNA, 11308 nt
Organism: Danio rerio (zebrafish)
Lineage: Eukaryota; Metazoa; Chordata; Actinopteri; Cypriniformes; Danionidae
Source: RefSeq, a predicted model, not a curated record